AUGUCGAGUCAGGUGCCACUGUUGGCCUCCAAGCGCCUCAAACGCGACUACAAGGACCUGAUCCAAGAGCCGGUGCCCUUCGUGUCGGCCCACCCGUUGGACAGCAAUAUACUUGAGUGGCAUUUCGUGCUGAGAGGGCCGCCGGACAGUCCCUUCACGGACGGCAUAUACCACGGGUGCGCGAAGUUCCCCAAAGAGUUCCCAUACAAACCGCCGUCCCUUCGCAUGUUCACCCCGUCCGGCCGUUUUGUGCCCAACGAGCGGAUCUGUAUGUCGAUGAGCGAGUUUCACCCGGAAAGCUGGUCACCCCUGUGGACGGUGGGCUCCGUACUGAACGGGUUGUUGAGUUUCAUGUUGUCGGCCGACCGCGCGAUGGGCACCUGUGUGUCAAGCGAUGCCGAGAAACGAGAUUUCGCUCAAAAGUCGUGGAAAUUUAAUCUCAAAAACAAGAUCUUCUGUAAACUCUUCCCAGAGUUGGCCGCAGAGGCGAUGAGUAAGCCGUAA
Oppiella nova is the source of this 504-nucleotide messenger RNA. Lineage: Eukaryota; Metazoa; Arthropoda; Arachnida; Sarcoptiformes; Oppiidae. The record is from the annotation of a GenBank genome assembly.